Messenger RNA from Megalobrama amblycephala (Wuchang bream), 2228 nucleotides. RefSeq lists its product as uncharacterized. The record is from RefSeq and is a predicted model, not a curated record. Lineage: Eukaryota; Metazoa; Chordata; Actinopteri; Cypriniformes; Xenocyprididae. Bases 278 to 1861 code for a protein of 527 amino acids. The transcript is spliced from 8 exons.
GGACACUCGACUCUUCUUAAUAAAUCACUCCAGAUGAUAGGAGAACAUGAAUCCCGUUAAUGUCACACUCCAUCCCAGUAUGUGGCGGAAUAUGCGGAAUAAGCUGGCCAUAAAAAAAACACCAGAAGAAGAAGACGCAGACGCACCAUUUCGUGGGCGUUGUCAGUUCCCCUUAUCUUUGAGUGUGUUUUAGAAUUACGAACACGUCAAAGGUUGUAAAGUAACCUAAUUAGCCAUCUUUAUUAAAUUCAGCAUCUUCACAGCUCAACAUACGGACAUGCUAUCCGUCUUUCUGUUCUUACUAUUAAUCUACGGUGUGUCUGAUAAAGAGACAGAAGAAUCUAAACCUGAGCCGAUGACGGUGAUGGAGGGAGAUUCUGUGACUCUACACACUGAUCUUACUGAAGUAAUGAACGAUGAUACCAUUCUGUGGCUGUUUGGACCUAAAGACUUGCUCAUAUCUCAGAUGAGGCGAAAAGAUGACUUCACUCCGGUUUUUUUCACUGAUGAUCCUGGAUUCAGAGGCAGAUUGCAGGUGGACCAAAAGACUGGAUCUCUGACCAUCAGAAACACCAGAACCAGACACACAGGACAAUAUAAACUCACCAUCUCUAGAGAAAUUACUACAACAAAGACAUUUAAUGUCACAGUCAUUGCUGUGGUUGGUGAGACGGAUGGAAUGAAGUCAGAGUCAGUAUCAGUGACGGAGGGAGAGUCUGUCACUUUACGCAAUGAUGCUGAAAUACAGAAAGAUGCUCUGAUGCUGUGGAGGUUUGGAGAUAAAGGUGUCCUCCUGGCUAAAAUCGAUAUCGAGGCCAACAAGACCUCAUUACACGACGCUGAUGAGAGAUUCAGAGAUCGACUGCAGCUGGAUCUUCACACCGGAUCUCUGAUCAUCACAAAAACCAGAACCACAGACUCUGGACUCUAUGAACUACAGAUCAGAGGCAUUGAGAGCUCACGGCGAUUCCUUCUGUCGGUCAGUGCUGUCCCAGGACCACAGCUGUCUUCAGGUGCUAAAGCAGGGAUAGGUGUUGGUUUUUUAAUUCUUGUUCUGCUGCUUGUGGCUGCAGCUUUAGCUGCGAUUUACUACCACCACAGGAACUUUAAAUUAAAAAAGAAAAUGGAGGAAGAGAAGAAGUCAGUGAUGGAGGGAGAUUCUUUAACUCUAUUCACUGAUCUUACUAACAUACAUGGUAUUGAUACGAUAGAGUGGUGCUAUGAAGCUGAAGACAAUCGCUUUGCUGAAAUUAAUAAGAGGAAAAUUAAUAUAUUAUCUACCAGUGCUGAUGGGAGAUUCAGAAGCAAACUGAGGCUGAAUGAAAAAACUGGAGAUCUCACCAUUAACAACAUCAGAACCAUACACUCUGGACUCUAUAUACUAAAGAUCAGCAGCAGCAGCAGCAGGAAAAGUGGCUGCGGCACCAAAAGCACCACAAGAACAAAACGCAAGAGAUUCAUUGUUACUGUCGGUGUGAGGACAUUGACAAAGAAGGUGGGAGAACGUGUCACUCUCAAGACUGAUGCUGAAUUACAGAGUGGUGAUCUAAUGCUGUGGACAUUUGGACCUGAAAACCGUCUCGUUGUUAAAACUGAUUCAGGAAGGACUAGCAUUAGUGAGAGUUUCAGAAACAGACUGGAGCUGGACAACGAAACUGGAUCGCUGACCAUCACAAACAUUGAAAUCACAGACUCUGGACAUUUUAAACUACAGAUCAUCAACAGCAAACGGACCACAUUCAGAAGAUUCAAUGUGACUCUCAUCGGUUCCACAGAAGAACAAGAGAAUGAAGAGACACCGCUAAUCAAUGUAGAUGUUCCUGUUGGAGUGAAUGAGCAGCAGGCGACAAGUUCCAUUUGACAGGGUCUGGCAGGGAUUGUUGGUGAGGGGAGUGAAUAUCCAGUGCUUUCUCCACCCUCAAUACCACGACUGAGGUGAGACUCUUGAGCAAGGCACCGUACCCCCAACUGCUCCCUGGGCGUCGCAGCAAUGGGUGUGUGUUCACGGUGUGUGUGUUCACUGCUGUGUGUGUGCACUUGGAUGGGUUAAAUGCAGAGCACAAAUUCUGAGUAUGGGUCACCAUACUUGGCCACGUCACUUCACUUUCACUUUCAGAAAUGUAUUAUACUGUAUGGCCAGAGUGUGUGUUUUAAAUGUGCCUUAAUUUUAAGUGUAUCAAAAUACACUUCUCAGUGAUGAACUGCAAUAAAUCAAACAUGGAUCUUGA